GUGCCGUUUAAAUUUAUGAUGUUGCAAACAAUGCAUAAAUAUUUUAAUAACGAAAUAAAAUUGCUAUUUUUAAUAUUAAUAUUGACAUUAAAAUGGCAACAUGGUGUUUAUGGUGACUCCGCUGCCACAUAUGCUCCAGCUCCAGCUGGUGAUGCUGAUGUUAUUGAUGGCGUUGUGUUGAAUACCAAUAUGACAAAAGAAGAGGAGAAGUUGGUGGAGAGCAACAAAAGAUCUACAAUGACCACUGCUGAGAAGAGAAAUAAUAACAACACUUUGAUUUAUGACCACAUUAAUGAGAAUCUCAACGAUAAAUUAUUGGAAAAUGUUGCUGUUGUGACCAAAGACAUGCAGCAGGAACAAAGCGAACAUCAACAACAACAAGAACCCAAGAAUUUAUUAAAGACCUCGUUAUCGCCAGCGGAGAAGCCUGCUGAUAAUGUUGAUCAAUUAAAUGAGAACAAUAAUGCAACUGUCCCUGGGGAGCCAAAUAUCGCCAUUGAGUGCAUGGACAAUAAAACCAGAAUGGACUGUUAUAAGGAUGUGGAAAUUGCCAGCGAUGAAAAUGAAAACAAAAAGGCCAUGAAUCAAAAUACAAUAACCAUUGAUACGAAGAUACAGUUCCAGGCAAAAUUAAUACGUCAAUUUGCAUUACGUCACAAGAAAAUAAGCCGCAUUAAUUUAUUCACAUGUAAAGGUACAGCAAGUGCGAAUAAUGAUAAAACUCCCCAGGAAUUAUAUCGUCGACAAAUUCAACGUAACAAGGAAACGGCACAGCUGUUGGAACACUUAUUCAUUGAAAAAUCUUCAGAUCCAUCAAAUUAUAAAGGCAUGAUUUUGAAAGUAAUACUAAUUGAUCAUUUAAUUCCGAAGAAGCGUACAGAUGCUGGCCCCGUCAAUCAAAGAGCUCGUUUUGACAGAACAAAUACACGAAGUGGUCCAGGUUCGAAUACACGUAGUACUGUAUCCAAUCCAAAUUGGUUGGAUCAAGUUUUACGUCCUGAACAUUUUUAUCAACUUGUUGUUGUUGAUCUUUCAUGUGGUCCUGCAAGUCGUAAACUUCUUGAAACGGCCUCCAAUAAAGCUCUUUUUAACUCCUUGUAUCACUGGCUGUUGAUAGAGGAUUAUACAUUUAAUGGGCAAACUGAAAUCAAUGAUGCGGAUGAUAUGAAAAACAAGAUGAACAGUGACAACAAAACGGGCAGGGGAACAAGAAAAACAAACGAUGAUGAUGCGACUGGUGCUGCUGCCGAUGAUGAAAUGGAGAAUAUUGAAAAUUUUCUUGAAAAACUCAACAUCAAUAUAAAUACUGAGUUAAUAUUGGCAAAGAGACGUGUGCGUAGCAUUACGCUAACAACACCAAGUGAAUCGCAAUCUAUUGUUAUGCCGUCAGUAGCAGAUAGUGUCGAUACCACCUCAUCCUCCCCUCCUGUUGGUGAAGACUAUGAAACACUACAAAAGAUGGAUUACUACAUAUUAUACGAUGUUUGGAACCCUGGUCGUCAGUAUGGUGGACAAUUGAACACCUCCGAAAUUGGUGUGUUUUCUAUGAAAAAUGGAUUGGAUCUAGCCAAAUGGUAUAGAGGAUCAUCGUUCAUAAUGCGCAGAAUGGAUAUGAAGUUGGCUCGCAUACGUUGUCUGGUUGUGGUUACCCACAAAAACAAUUCCGAAUCAUUGCAUGACUAUUUAAUAAGUCACACCGAUACACACUUGGAUUCAAUGAAUCGAUUUAAUUUCGCAUUAUUAUCACAUGUUCGAGAUUUAUUCAAUUUCAGUUUCGUUUUGUCCAAAACCGCCACCUGGGGUUAUUUAAAGAAUGGUAAAUUUGAUGGCAUGAUUGGUGCAUUGGUUCGCAAACAAGCGGAUAUUGGCGGAUCACCCAUAUUCUUUCGCAUAGAACGUGCCAAAGUGAUUGAUUAUACCACCAGAACAUGGGUGGCUAGACCUUGUUUCAUAUUUCGACAUCCACGCAGCACUAAAAAGGAUCGCAUUGUAUUUUUGCAACCCUUCUCAAAUGAUGUCUGGAUUUUGUUGGCCGGCUGUGGUGUGGCCACCAUUCUACUCUUGUGGCUGUUGACAACGCUCGAAACUGAUGGUGGGCGUCCAGUUUCAGGUAAGUGUCGUGAUAUACCAAAUACAUCGGUCAUACCGACUAAAUCAUUUCCACAUGGUAGUUUUAAACGCCGUCUGGUGCGAUGGGGUGGUUUACUUUGCGGCUAUGACAUACGAGAUGAUAAUUCGGCAACACAAAGGGUUGGCAUGUUUUUGGAGUCGAUUUUAUUUUAUGUGGGUUCCAUAUGUCAGCAGGGUUUAUCUUUUUCCACACGAUCAUUUUCGGGUCGUUGCAUUGUAACAACAUCGUUGUUAUUUUCUUUUGCCAUUUAUCAAUUCUAUUCGGCCAGUAUUGUGGGCACCUUGCUAAUGGAGAAGCCCAAAACCAUAAGGACAUUAAGGGAUUUAAUACAUUCCUCAUUGGAAAUUGGCAUUGAGGAUAUUGUCUAUAACAGGGAUUAUUUUUUGCGCACCAAAGAUCCCGAUGCCCAGGAGUUGUAUGCCAAAAAAGUUACCAGCAUGCCAGCGGCAGAUGGUACCGGUUUUGUAGAUGCCCCGCCCGAUAAUGUUAUACUACCCACAUCUCUAACACCGAUGACAGAGGCCCAAAAAGCCAAAGCCUAUCGAGAUAUUUUACAUAGUCAUGAGACUGGUGCCCAUGCCAAGACCAAUGAGGCUUCGAAUUGGUAUGAACCCGAAUUUGGUGUGGCAAAAAUCAAGAAAGGGCAUUUCGCCUUCCAUGUUGAUGUUGCCACGGCAUAUAAAAUCAUGGCCGAUACAUUUACGGAAAAAGAAAUUUGUGAUUUAACGGAGAUUCAACUAUUUCCACCACAGAAAAUGGUUAGCAUUGUUCAGAAGGGUUCACCAUUGCGUAAACCUAUAACAUAUGGCUUAAGACGUGUCACGGAAGUCGGUUUGAUGGAUUAUGAGCGUAAAAUUUGGCAUUCCCCAAAACCCCGAUGUGUUAAACAGUUGCACACCGAUGAUCUACAGGUCGAUAUGCAAACAUUUACAUCUGCUCUUUUGGUUUUGAUGUUUGGAAUCUUGGUCAGUGGCCUCAUUUUAUCCUUAGAGAUUAUGCAUCAUCGAAUGUGGCAACAAUAUACAACAACAUCAUCAACAACAAUACCAAUAACAAUACUAACAACAGCAACAACAGGAGCACCAUCAAACGAAUAA
Molecule: messenger RNA, 3228 nt
Organism: Musca vetustissima
Lineage: Eukaryota; Metazoa; Arthropoda; Insecta; Diptera; Muscidae
Gene: Ir64a
Exons: 13
Cellular component (GO): membrane
Molecular function (GO): glutamate-gated receptor activity
Source: RefSeq, a predicted model, not a curated record